AUGACCGAGGCACACGAGACUGGGCUCAGGCUGGGAAUUGUCCUUGACAGGAUGACAGAUUACGAUGCCACACGGGUACACAGUGUGCAGAAGAACGGCAUGAUACAAGCGUGGAACGAUGCCAACCCUGGGAAGGAUGUGCAUGUGGGCGACGAGAUCGUCCAAGUCAACAACGUCCAAUGGCAUGCGAACACGAAGACGUUCAUCAAGCACAUCGCUGGCCAGUGGAAAGCCGGGCGCAAGAGAUGGGAAGGUUCGCCCGAGACAUUUCGGCUUUACAUCCGGAGGCCAAGAGUUUGGAAGCACACCCGUUUUGCUUAUCAGCGGUUGGACAAGCACCAGAAGGACUACGCGGCGGAGUUCGUCGCUGAGCUUCCCUUGCCUGGUGAUUUCGCAGAGGUGAUCCGAGAAAACCGGAUGAGUUCAUGGAAGGCCAUGGAAUCCGUCAUGGGUUGGAAGCUGGGCGCCACAGAGGAGUGGAAGCCGGCCGUGAUCAAGAAAAUCGAGCCUCACGGAGCUGUGUUUAAUUGGAACAGAGAUCACCCGGGCAGUUUGAUCCUGGAAGGGGACGAGCUCAUGAAGGUCGACUCCAUCGCGUUUCAGCACAACUCCUCCGUGUUCAUUGCCAACGUGAAGAGACAUUUCUGGGCCGCCACGCGGGUGCCGGAGACGAACAGGUCGACGUACGUCUCUGUUCGAAGGCCUCGGGCGAUCCAGGACGCCUUCGACGAGGCACACCCUAUCAAGGAUAUUCAGGUGUCGAGCGAUACGCAGCAACGGAUCACACUCCAGUUCAGAUCCGAACUGGCAGACCACUUGGGCUGGCAGAUCGCCCCCACCGAAGACACCGACAGUGGCAACAGCGGGGUUGUCGUCAAGGCGAUCGACCAGACAGGCUUGGUGAGCCGCUGGAAUGAAGGCCACCCAGACCAGUCAAUCGCCCCCGGCGACCAUAUCAUCGAGGUGAACGGAGCCUCGUGGGAGCUGUACGACACCGACAAAGAGUUCUUCAACCUGGUCCUGAGCGAGCUUCAGCCUGAUGGCCAUGAGAGAUCCGCGGGUGAGCUUCUCCAGCUUACCCUGGAGAGGCGCGUGCGCAGUGUGAUGCAAUUCCGCACGAACAUGGAGUUCGGGGUACAUAUGCAAGCACAGGUUUCGGCAGCCAAAACCACAACUGAGCUGCCACCACUGCAGGCCCCAUCAGACAGUUCCGCCGGCGCCACAGCUGUUGGUGGGCAGGCCGGCGCUUCCGGUGAAGAGGUAGUCGACGACGCUGGCAAUGGCAAACCAGUUGGCGCCGCCGAUGAUGCCGAUGAUGACUCUGACGUCAUAGGCGCCGAAGAUUGA
Messenger RNA from Prorocentrum cordatum, 1347 nucleotides. The record is from the annotation of a GenBank genome assembly. Lineage: Eukaryota; Dinophyceae; Prorocentrales; Prorocentraceae.